CUCGCCGUUGCUUGAUCUGAUAUUCCACUCAAAAUGGCAUCCCAUAUUGUUGGAUACCCCCGUAUGGGCCCAAAGAGAGAGCUGAAAUUCGCUCUGGAGUCUUUCUGGGAUGGCAAGAGCAGUGCCGAGGAUUUGGAAAAGGUGGCGGCUGAUCUCAGAGCUUCCAUUUGGAAGCAGAUGUCUAAUGCCGGGAUCAAGUACAUUCCCAGCAACACAUUCUCAUAUUACGAUCACGUGCUUGACACCACUGCCAUGCUCGGUGCUGUCCCUCCAAGAUACAACUGGACUGGUGGUGAGAUCGGUUUCUCCACUUUCUUCUCCAUGGCCAGAGGAAAUGCCUCUGUUCCUGCUAUGGAGAUGACCAAGUGGUUUGAUACCAAUUACCACUUCAUUGUCCCUGAAUUGGGACCUGAUGUUAACUUUUCUUAUGCUUCUCACAAAGCGGUUAAUGAAUACAAAGAGGCUAAGGCGCAAGGUGUCGAUACUGUUCCAGUUCUUGUCGGUCCUGUUUCAUACUUGUUACUUUCCAAACCUGCCAAGGGUGUUGAGAAAACUUUCCCUCUUCUUUCCCUUCUUGACAAAAUUCUUCCAAUCUAUAAGGAAGUUAUCGCCGAGCUGAAGGCAGCCGGUGCAUCUUGGAUUCAGUUUGAUGAGCCCACCUUAGUAAUGGAUCUUGAGUCUCACCAGUUGGAAGCAUUCACAAAGGCAUAUGCUGAUUUGCAAUCAACUUUGUCUGGCAUUGAUGUACUAAUUGAGACUUAUUUUGCUGACAUUCCUGAGCCUGCAUUCAAAACCCUUACCUCAUUGAGUGGAGUGUCCGGUUAUGGUUUUGAUUUGGUUCGUGGAACCCAGACCCUUGAUUUAAUCAAGGGCGGAUUUCCUUCUGGAAAAUACCUCUUUGCCGGAGUUGUUGAUGGAAGGAACAUCUGGGCUAAUGAUCUGGAUGCAUCCCUCUCCACCCUAUACUCUCUUGAAAGCCUAGUAGAAAAGGACAAACUUGUUGUAUCGACCUCCUGUUCACUUCUACACACUGCAGUGGAUAUAGUAAAUGAAACGAAGCUGGACGAAGAAAUUAAGUCAUGGCUUGCAUUUGCAGCUCAAAAGGUUGUUGAAGUGAAUGCUUUGGCAAAGGCAGUAACUGGUCAGAAGGAUGAGACAUACUUCACUGCCAAUGCGGCUGCUCAAGCAUCCAGGAAAUCCUCACCGAGGGUGAACAAUGAAGCUGUCCAAAAAGCUGCUGCUGCAUUAAAGGGUUCUGACCAUCGCCGUGCUACAAAUGUUACCGCCAGACUUGAUGCUCAACAGAAGAAGCUUAACCUUCCAAUCCUCCCAACCACAACUAUUGGUUCCUUCCCACAGACAGUAGAACUCAGAAGAGUGCGCCGUGAAUACAAGGCCAAGAAGAUCUCCGAGGAGGACUAUGAUAAGGCUAUGAAAGAGGAGAUCAACAAGGUUGUCAAGCUUCAAGAAGAGCUUGACAUUGAUGUUCUUGUUCAUGGAGAACCAGAGAGAAACGAUAUGGUUGAGUACUUCGGAGAGCAAUUGUCUGGUUUUGCAUUCACAGCAAAUGGGUGGGUGCAAUCAUAUGGAUCUCGAUGCGUGAAGCCACCAAUCAUUUAUGGCGAUGUCAGUCGCCCCAACCCAAUGACGGUCUACUGGUCCUCUGCUGCCCAGAGCAUGACCAAGCGCCCGAUGAAGGGAAUGCUUACUGGUCCCGUUACCAUUCUCAAUUGGUCUUUUGUGAGAAAUGACCAACCAAGAUCCGAGACCUGUUAUCAGAUUGCUCUGGCCAUUAAGGAUGAAGUGGAGGAUCUUGAGAAGGCCGGUAUUACCGUGAUCCAAAUUGACGAAGCUGCAUUGAGAGAAGGAUUGCCUCUCCGCAAAUCUGAGCAUGCUUUCUACUUGGAUUGGGCUGUACACUCCUUCAGAAUCACCAACGUUGGAGUCCAAGAUAGUACUCAGAUCCACACACACAUGUGCUACUCCAACUUCAAUGACAUCAUCCAGUCCAUCAUCGACAUGGAUGCCGAUGUGAUCACUAUUGAGAACUCACGUUCGGACGAGAAGCUGUUGUCAGUGUUCCGCGAGGGAGUCAAGUACGGAGCUGGAAUAGGGCCAGGUGUGUACGACAUCCACUCCCCGAGAAUCCCAUCAACGGAGGAGAUCGCAGACAGGGUCAACAAGAUGCUUGCGGUCCUUGAGACCAACAUCUUGUGGGUGAACCCUGACUGCGGUCUCAAGACCCGCAAAUAUGGAGAGGUGAAGCCCGCCCUCGAGAACAUGAUUUCCGCUGUCAAGAUUCUCCGAACAAAGCUUGGCAGUGCAUGAUGAGUCCACAAUGGAUUUGGUUGGUUGUGAAAGCUAAAGAAGUAUUGAACUUUGGUCCCUCACGAGAUAUCAUUCGGUAGGUGAGUGAGGCCUCAGACAUUUUGGUUAUAUUCAUUUUUUUUUCAAUUAUAUUUCGGUCUUCCUAGGAAUUAAAAUAGCUGUGUGAAAUUCAAACAAGUUUAUAUUUUUCUAUCUAGGCAGCUUUUUUCUUGUAAAUCAUACCGGGCUUUCUAGUCAGUUAGGAAUCCUACCCUUCUAUUUCCCUCUCUCACCCAAAUGAAAUAAACCAGUAGUAGUUCAUUCUUUGUCCAAAAAAAAUAAUUUUAUUUUGCUAUUUUUGAGAUAUUCACAAAAACAAUCUCAUUUUAAAAUGAAAAGUUUCUUUUCUCAUACUUUACCCAUUUGUACUCUUCUCUCAUGUAGGAGUAUUAGUUAGUAUACUUUUUUACCAAUUUGUCUUUAUCUACCAAUUUUUUCUCAUUUUUUCUUACUUUAUUAAUUUUUUAUUAAAACUUGUACCGUCCACAAAUAGGACUAAUUUUUUGGAAGAGGGGAGUACUAUGUUUUUAAAAUCUUAUAUCAAUUGCACUGUUAGCUAGGAGCGAUUGUAUUCGUCAGUGAAAUUUUAAUAUUUUAUUCUAACGAUUGUAUAGUAAUAUUAAUCACACUAGGUUUUUUUGUAGAGUGACUUUCUAACGAUUGUAUACAUACUGUAUUAGUAGAACGUAAUUCUAGUCUCAAGUUUAUUUUGUUAAA
Messenger RNA from Salvia hispanica, 3084 nucleotides. Its product is annotated as 5-methyltetrahydropteroyltriglutamate--homocysteine methyltransferase-like. NCBI's taxonomy places the organism in Eukaryota, Viridiplantae, Streptophyta, Magnoliopsida, Lamiales, Lamiaceae. The record is from RefSeq and is a predicted model, not a curated record. Gene Ontology annotation, molecular function: 5-methyltetrahydropteroyltriglutamate-homocysteine S-methyltransferase activity; zinc ion binding.